This is a messenger RNA of Penicillium canariense, 2007 nucleotides long. Its product is annotated as T6SS phospholipase effector Tle1-like catalytic domain-containing protein. The transcript has 2 exons. The record is from RefSeq and is a predicted model, not a curated record. Bases 1 to 2007 code for a protein of 668 amino acids. NCBI's taxonomy places the organism in Eukaryota, Fungi, Ascomycota, Eurotiomycetes, Eurotiales, Aspergillaceae.
AUGGCUUACCACCCGGGCGCUCCGCACCUCCACGGCCCCCCGAAGCAGUUUGUGCUCUGCUUUGAUGGCACCGGCAAUAAAUUCGCGGGCGACGAGUCCGACAGCAAUGUGCUGAAGAUCUUUCGUAUGCUGGACCGCAGCAAGAGUCAUCAGUACCACUACUAUCAACCAGGAAUUGGUACCUACGUGACCACCAAGUCGCUGUCCAGCCAUGGCCGCGUCCAGCGCAUCAAAUCCUGGUAUCAGAAGGCCAAGGAUUCGGCCAUCGGUUCCUCCUUUGACGAGCACGUCAUGGGCGGUUACAAAUUCUUGAUGCGUUACUAUUCCCCCGGAGACGAGAUCUUUUUCAUUGGCUUCAGCCGCGGCGCAUACAUUGCCCGGUUCCUGGCUGAAAUGCUCGACUACAUCGGUCUCCUCGAAGCCGGAAAUGAGGAGCUGAUUCGUUUCGCCUGGAAGACUUUCGCCAAGUGGCAGCAGCGCGCAGGCGACAGUGAAGAGGAAAAAGCCGAGAAAAAGAAGCUCUUCGAGUACAUGAAAGCAUUCCGAGAAACCUUUAGUCGUCCGAUUUCGCGCAUUCGCUUCAUGGGUCUCUUCGAUACCGUCAACAGCGUGCCCCGCUUCGAGAAUGCCUGGAUGCAGCGCAGCAAGUUCCCGUAUACGGCGCGCAGUUCCGCCAGAGUGAUCCGCCACGCAGUCGGCAUUGACGAGCGCCGCGCCAAGUUCCGCCAGGAUCUAAUCUCAGGCCCGCGGCCGCAUGGCAAGGAGCACAAGCCACACCGUCACCAUAUGAACCCGCGUGGCCAUCUGGCGCGCCAUGCCGAUGCCCACAACCACCUACACAUCCACCAUCAGGACCACCACCAGAACCGCCCUGAGCCCACUGCCGACCCGGUCCCCGCCAUCAUGGUCAAUGACGAGGAGAAGGUCCCUCAAAACGGCGAUCCAGAUGGCCCGGAGGAAGCAGCACCCGCUUUCGAGUUCCCAGGAUGGGGCCCCUCCAACGGCGAGACGUACUACCACCCCUCGCACCUUUCAUCUCAUCAGGGCAGCGAGAGCAACGCCGGUGAGAAGGUGGGCAACCGCUAUCGCUCGCCCUCCCCCCGGCGCAACAGCCUCGUGGUUCCCAAGCCCGCCGCGUCCAUCGACGACCUCCAGUCCGUCCGGAGCGGCCUGUCUGGCAACAUGUCGAUUCAGAUCCCCAGUCAAUACGGCGACGACUCGGACGAUGAAGAGGACCAGGACAUCCACGAGGUCUGGUUUCCGGGCUGCCACGCAGAUAUCGGCGGAGGCUGGAAGCUGGAAGGCGGCGAGCUGUGGGCUUUGAGCCACGCGCCGCUCGUGUGGAUGGUACAGGAGGCUCAGAAAGCCGGCCUGGAGCUGGACGAGCGCAAGAUGAAGCAAUUCCAGUGUUUGGAGGAGUACGAUGGUAACUACACGCCCAUCCAAGAGGAGAUCGCGGCGCGCCGGCCCAGCCAGUGCGUUGACGGCCAUGGCGAUAACCCCGAGGCCUUCCGCACGUCGCCUGACGAGAAGCAGCGGUCGGCGGCGAGUCGCGACUUCUGGCACGCACUGCACACCUCCAGCACCAAAGGUCUCCUGCAUGACUGCUUGAUGUUCAAGCAGGGUCUGCCGGCGUUGUCGGUCAUCUCCUGGCGGAUCAUGGAGUGGCUGCCGUUCCGGCGCAUGGAUCUGCAGGCCGAUGGGUCGUGGAAGCCGAUCUGCUGGCCACUGCCGCGCGGUGAGGUGCGCGAUGUGCCGCUGGACGCGGAGAUCCAUGUCUCAGCCAUCCGGCGCAUGCAAGCAGACCCCAAGUACCGCCCCGGCAAUGUGAUUCUGGGCGGCGGCGGUCGCGGUGUGCGCAUUGCGCCGGACUCGCACGGCAUGGGCGACUGGGUCGUCCUCAAGAACGAGGGCGACGGGGUGCGUGAGACGUACGUCCGCAAGAGCGUGGCGACCAAGUGCAGAGAGGAGCUCGAGCGUAUGAAAGCGCAUGCCGCCGUACACUAG